CGGACCAGUCAGAAAACUGACGUCACGUGGAGACUUGGGUGUGCAUUGCUGCACUUACCGUACCCGCCUCUCCCUGAACAAAAUGCAGCUCGUCCGCAUGCUUGGCGGCAUGUUGCUGGUGGCGGCGCUCAUGUGCUCAGGCAACUUGUGCAUCAGUGCGUCCAAGGAAGACGGUAAGAUCCCGUACAGCAGCACGACUGUCACGCUGCUCAUCGAGGUGCUCAAAUUGGUGGUAAUGCUCGCCGCAAUUGUCAUAACGGAGACGCCACCACCCGCGCGCUUCGUACCCAUCGAGGCCUUUUACUACGCCGUCCCUUCUUUCCUCUACACCAUCGACAACAACCUCAAUUACGUUAUUCUGCGCUAUAUGGACGCUGCCACGCUCUCUGUUCUGUGGAACCUCAAGAUUGUGGUCACGGCCGUGCUCUUCCGCUUCGUGCUGAAGCAUCCGCUAUCAGAGCUGCGUAAAACUGCCAUUUUGCUGCUGGUUGUGGGCGUACUCACUAGCCAAUCGAACCACUUACGGCAGAUGGAGGGCGCGAUGACCAAUAAUGGCAGCGGUAGCGGAAUGAGCAUGCAGUCGGAGGAAGACGCAGCGGCGGACAAGAGCGCUAAAGAUCUGGUAGUUGGUGUAAUGUUGGUACUGGUGGCCGUAACGUUGUCGUCGUGUGCUAGUGUGUUCACUGAGUGGGCGUUCAAGCGGAAGUCGAGCUGUCCAUUCCUAUGGCAGAACAUGCAGAUGUAUGUAUUUGGCAUUCUAUUCAACGCCGCAGGAGUUUUGCUAGUGGAGGGUGAAGAAAUCUCGUCGAAGGGAUUCUUUCACGGCUACAACAAUUGGACAUUGGCUGUGGUGGUGGUGAAUAGUAUUGGCGGCAUCGGCAUGGGCUUCAUCCUCAAGUAUCUGGACAACAUCGCGUGCGUGUAUUCCCACUCCAUGGCGAUGAUGCUCACGAUGCUCUUCUCAAUGCUUUUCUUCGCCUUCAAACCGUCACUAGAGUUCGGCUGCGGCCUCACAGUUCUCGUCAUCUCCAUGUACAUCUACCACCAUCCACUGGCACAUUUCGAUGCGAUGCUUCCUACCGAUACCGGUAAACACCGUCGCUUUUCAGGCACGUGCUCUGAGAGGCACGAAUCAUCUGGCGAGAGUGAAAUCACUGAACGUAGUGAGAAGAAGCGGUUGGCAAAGUUGAGACAGCAAGAACAGGACGACGGCGAGUACGAUACGGACACGUCCUCGAUCGCUUCAAGCAGCGGCGGAUCGCUGUCAUCGAUGGCACCUCGGUCAAUGCGCGGGCUACAGCUGAAGAAGACGCAGUACUCGAUGCUUCCCGGUGAGUCAGAGGAUCUUGAAAGUGCACGUGCCAACGCCAAGACGAUGGAGGUGUCACUUAACAACAACCAGACGAACAAUUGAGCCCCCGUCACUUAAGCUUAUUGAACGUGGUGACAAGGACUCAAUGAGCGUGGCAUUCCUUAUACAGUAUAUGACAUGUGAAUACAUAAAUGUCCGAGCUAGCAGCAGCAUUUCAACGUGAUGUAGCCAUGUCAACGAUAAAUGGCUACACUCAGAUUCAUGUGCGAC
This is a messenger RNA of Phytophthora nicotianae INRA-310, 1582 nucleotides long. RefSeq lists its product as hypothetical. Gene Ontology annotation, biological process: pyrimidine nucleotide-sugar transmembrane transport. Gene Ontology annotation, molecular function: pyrimidine nucleotide-sugar transmembrane transporter activity. The transcript has a single exon. The record is from RefSeq and is a predicted model, not a curated record. The coding region runs from base 83 to 1414 and encodes 443 amino acids. Gene Ontology annotation, cellular component: Golgi membrane. NCBI's taxonomy places the organism in Eukaryota, Oomycota, Peronosporomycetes, Peronosporales, Peronosporaceae.